AUUGAUCCUCUCCCUCUCUGUCGUUCUCUCCCACCGUCGCCGUCCUCUCUGCAGUCGUGUCUCUCUUGUCCGGCCACAAUUCCCUCGUCCGUAGCUGGCGAGCGGCGGAUGGCGCAACCACCGCUUAGUGCUCCGACGAUCCCAGCUUAUUCGUUGCCCCGUCGUUGCCUUUUCCGAUCGACGAACACGACCGACGUCUGGUGGUUGAGCAACCGGCGGUGGCAUGGAACGUGCACUGCCUUUUGAUUUUGUGGUUUUCCCUUUGUGCAUCGGCAUAUACUUUGUUGUCUAUUGUGUUGAUAUACGAAAGAAGCAAUUCCAAUUUAUGCACAGUUUUCCUGAAGUGUGGGAAAAAUAACAGUACAAACUGAUGGGGAAGAAAUUUGUCCAGUACGUCAUUGCUUUUUGUGGCUGGCAAGUGAAGUGAGAGAUAAAUUUCGAUAAGUUCACA
Linum tenue is the source of this 451-nucleotide messenger RNA. The record is from the annotation of a GenBank genome assembly. NCBI's taxonomy places the organism in Eukaryota, Viridiplantae, Streptophyta, Magnoliopsida, Malpighiales, Linaceae.